AUGUCAACCACAUCACCCGCUGGGCCUUCCAAUUUUCACAGAGAUCAACCCCGCAAACCACUCCGGCCUCUACAGCAAAGUCUAUCUUCGUCGUCGAGCAAGGCGGAUGUCGAUAAUUUAUGGAAUCAAGAUGAUGAGUCGUUCGAAGUCCAGGUACCUGAUUUCCACUUCGAUUGGGGCGUAGAGAAAGGGAUACCGGAGGCAAAGACCGAAUCCGCUCAACAUGUUCCAUUUGCCAAGUUCUCGUCUCUUUCCAUCAAGUCCAAUCCAAGCCGCCUAAGCUCUAUAUCGCCGCCUGGACCGUCCAUUGCCCCGAUCUCAACUAGCGCAAGAUCUACUCCGCCCCCUCGCCUGACUCACUCUGCCCGAUCAUCGCUCUCCUCAGCGCAUGUGUCUUCUCUGACUGAUGCUUCAACCGCAUCGGCGUCCUCGCUAGCGCCCACGCCUCCAGGAAGUGGACUCUCGGUUGAGGUCCCAUCGGCAUUUUCUCACAAUUUGGAAGCAGAUGGCAGCGGCAAUGGCAGUGGAAGUGGUAGUGGUAGUGGUGGUUCAGGAAGAAUAUAUGGCGGAGGACGAAAGUUUCAGCGUGUAGUGUCUGCGCCCAUCACUCGCCAACGGCCAAACGAUGACGAGUAUGGAUUGUCAACUAUCGGAGAAUCAUUUACAUUGUCGUCGAGCAACACUUCGCACACUGCAACAAUGCGGCCUGGUCUUGUCCAUACCUCAUCGACGUCCUCAAUUCCACUCGACUCAUCUACUUCAACUGUCACAAGGUCGUCCAACUAUAUGACGCCAGGCGUCACCGAUCGUACACUGACGUCGACUGCUCGUUCCACAGGUAGAAGACUUGGAGGCUUAUCAAAAUUUGGUGGUCCUGCAAGACGAGUCAUUCCUGCGACGGAAGUAGAAGAGAUGCAAGAAGGUUUGAACAGAUCUAGCCCUGUCCUGAUAGAUUCGCCCCCUAAAGAUGGACAUGCAUCUCUGAUCAACCGCGACACCGAGUUUCCCGAAUCAGUUCGGCCAUCCGAAGACCUAGGUCACGCAUAUGCCGAGGGGUCAUCGCGCAAUCCACGACGCAGCCCCAAACAGAAAGACUCCAACUUUCCCUCUAUGAUAUCUGAAGCAGGCAUGCUCGAUUUUCGGCCAUCUCAGGAGUCCUCCCAAACACGCUACGAGCGCGAGGCUCGAUCUGCAUAUCAGAAGGAUGAGCAAAGAGCGCAGUCUCCAAGUCUAUCGACGUUAUCCAAUCGUAUAGACGACGUGGACCGACCGUAUCGACCCUUCAGCUCACAUUGGGAGCAGGGCAACCGUCCGAGUCCAAAUACUGUUGGCCAUCUCCAACAUAAUGACCAUCACCGAGCCAAUCGAGAAGUCGCAGCACUAUCCUCCCAACCCAUGCGAGUGUCACCUCCCCCUGUUCCCAGUCGAUACAGUCCUCCCCCUCCGGCCCUGCGAGCUGUUCGACCUGCUCCAUCAGUCAUCCCAGUGGAAGACGCGCAAACAGCUCCAGCGAUGAUGGGACAACAAGGCAGAACGGAGGGGUAUGGCCCUCCUGCGGCUUCCAUACCUGCACAACCAGCUGCUACCACUAGAACAUCAUUUUUGGUGAAUUCCGUCCCAUAUGAGCGGCUCCAACGUCUCGGAAAAGGUGGAUCAUCUACUGUGUACUCUGUGUUGUAUUCAGCACCACCCAAAAAGAGGAUUAUCUAUGCUCUGAAGGUUGUACAGUUGGAUCGAGCCGAUGCCGAGACUUAUCAGAGUUAUACCAACGAAAUCGAGCUACUCAAGAGACUUCGUGGUCACGACCGUGUAAUCCAACUGAUGGAUCACCAGAUUACUUUUGGUCAAGGAAACCGUCCACACCGUUUACUGAUGGUCAUGGAAUGCGGGGAGAUUGAUUUUGCAGCUUUACUUGAUGAACAGAGGGGAAAGGCAAUCAACAUGAACUUCGUUGGACUGUACUGGGAACAAGCAGUGCACAAGGAAAAUGUCGUACAUACGGAUCUGAAACCUGCGAAUUUCGUGUUGGUUAAAGGACGGUUAAAGAUCAUAGACUUCGGUAUUGCUAAGGCUGUUGCGAAUGAUACUGUCAAUAUACAGCGUGAUCAACAAAUUGGAACCGUCAAUUACAUGAGUCCGGAAGCCAUCCAGCGCAUGAAUAACCAAAAAGUUUUGAAGUAUAUUGGUGGUGGUCCUCUUGCCAAAAUGCAAGUUAUCGCCGAUCCAGGUCACUUUAUCGAGUACGCAGAGAUGGCUGUUCCCAAAGCAGCCGUCGGUGUGAGUCUUGAUGGUCAUCCAAUUGAUGCCGCUUCACUCGCUGUGGCUGUUAGCCCAUCCGCAAUCGAUAGUAUGAAACGCUGCCUUGCGUAUCGGAAAGAACACCGUUUGACGAUUGCCGAGCUAUUGCAUCAUGAGUUCCUGAAGCCGAAAAUCAGAGCUCCCGCUCUGCCACCAGGAUCCACCCCUAUAACUCAAUCCCAGAUGGAACGGUUGGUCAACUUCAUUCUGCGAGAAAAUGACUUACCUGAACUUGCGGAGGGAAAUCACACAGCCGAGGACCUAUUUUCUCAACUGGAAGCUCAAAACUCACUAUCUAACUAA
This is a messenger RNA of Kwoniella shivajii, 2601 nucleotides long. RefSeq lists its product as uncharacterized. Gene Ontology annotation, cellular component: nucleus; kinetochore. Lineage: Eukaryota; Fungi; Basidiomycota; Tremellomycetes; Tremellales; Cryptococcaceae. Bases 1 to 2601 code for a protein of 866 amino acids. The transcript has 10 exons. Gene Ontology annotation, biological process: chromosome segregation; mitotic spindle assembly checkpoint signaling; meiotic spindle assembly checkpoint signaling. Gene Ontology annotation, molecular function: protein serine/threonine kinase activity; protein serine/threonine/tyrosine kinase activity; ATP binding. The record is from RefSeq and is a predicted model, not a curated record.